This is a messenger RNA of Pocillopora damicornis (cauliflower coral), 1177 nucleotides long. RefSeq names its product protein PBDC1. The record is from RefSeq and is a predicted model, not a curated record. Gene Ontology annotation, cellular component: cytoplasm. Lineage: Eukaryota; Metazoa; Cnidaria; Anthozoa; Scleractinia; Pocilloporidae.
CAUUUUUUUCUGAGCAAUGAUUGGCAGAACUGAACUUAUUUAUCACUAUAGUUUAUUUCCAACUCGCCAUACAAAUGAUAAGAACUAGAAGAGAAGGCCUGGGAAGGAAACCGAAUUUUGGUGCUACUUGUAUUGAGAAGUAUUUAAGCUUCGACUGGUGGAGCAGGUUUUGAUAUGGACGCCGACAAAUACACGAACGACGCUCAAACAGAGAUGCUCUGGGCCAUUAAGGCUCAUCACCAUGCUGAAACAUACUUCAAGCUCAUUUCCCAAGUAGAUGCCUCAAGACUUCGUUUAACAAAGUAUGAUGACGACAUAUACAGGCAGUUUAAACGCUAUUUCAAGAUGCUUAAGGUGGAUGUGAUCAAAAUAGAUGACCUGAAAUCUGAAGCAGCCAAAGUGAAGUGGAGGCCAUUUUGUAACAUGUAUGAAGGAAAGAUUGAUGAUUUCAAUUUUGCAACAUUGUUGAGAAUUGACUGUGCUAAAGGUUAUGAAGAAGAAAACACUAUCUUAGUUACAAGGAUCCAGUUCUACGCAAUUGAGAUUGCACGAAAUAGACGGGGUCUGAACAAGCCUCUAUUGGAGAAGUCUUCUGAUGCUCAACCCAGUGCACAGGAAAGCCAAGGAAGAUAACAUCACCUUGUAAAACAUAGUGUAUUGGUUCAGAGCAUGUUACUCUUGGUGUAAUGUAUAUGAUAUAGUAGGCUGGGGGUCACAUCAUUCAGUUUUUAUUUGCCAAAUUGGUUGCCAUGAAACAUUACAGCUGUGGUUACUCUAAGGUAGCGCAGUUGUUGUUGUACAUUGAUAAUCAUUUAAUGGAUAUGAGUAUGAGCGCUGGAAUCAAAAUUUUAACUAACAGACCCUCCUAAAAAAUAUUCCUGAAAAUUAAAACUAGGUAACAUUGAACUUCAAGUUAGCUAAAUAAGAAUCCUAAGUAUGUGAUAAAUUUUCCUUCCAUUUUAUUGGCUAGGAGCCCGCCAGUAAGAACUUGUUAAUAACUGCUCACAGAUACUGGCCUGCUCAUGCGUAAAGCUGUAUGUUCUGCUCAUGCGUAGUUGUGUCCACGUUCCUCUGGUCGCUUCCUGAGAUUUCAGAGGGUGAUUUGCUCAAAAUUAUUAAGAAAAGACAAACUUGGGGAUAGAGUGAUUAAAAAAUUAUUGAAUUUAGGUAUUGCAAA